AUGGCUAGGACAAAGCAAACCGCCCGUAAGUCCACCGGAGGAAAAGCUCCCCGGAAGCAGCUGGCGACCAAAGCCGCCCGGAAGAGCGCCCCGGCCACCGGCGGAGUCAAGAAGCCGCACCGUUACCGGCCCGGUACUGUGGCUCUUCGAGAGAUCCGCCGCUACCAGAAAUCCACCGAGCUGCUUAUCCGCAAGCUGCCCUUCCAGCGCCUGGUCCGGGAGAUCGCCCAGGACUUCAAGACCGACCUGCGCUUUCAGAGCUCCGCCGUCAUGGCUCUGCAGGAGGCCAGCGAGGCGUACCUGGUCGGACUCUUCGAGGACACCAAUCUGUGCGCGAUCCACGCCAAGAGGGUCACCAUCAUGCCCAAGGACAUCCAGCUGGCCCGCAGGAUCCGCGGAGAGAGGGCCUGAACCGGGACCGCCCACACACCCGAACCGGAUCAGACCACAA
Messenger RNA from Plectropomus leopardus (leopard coralgrouper), 451 nucleotides. Its product is annotated as histone H3. Gene Ontology annotation, molecular function: DNA binding; protein heterodimerization activity; structural constituent of chromatin. The record is from RefSeq and is a predicted model, not a curated record. Lineage: Eukaryota; Metazoa; Chordata; Actinopteri; Perciformes; Serranidae. Gene Ontology annotation, cellular component: nucleosome.